AUGCUGGCCGAAGCAACCUUACCGGUGAAGCCUCGCGACGGACCAUGGCUGUGGCCCUUGCACGAGCCAGAUGUGGCUGCAGCCCUUCUGGUAUGCCAGGUGAUGAGUGAUACCGAAUGUUGGUUCUGGCGACUCCUUCGCAGCCUCCGCAUCCUGACGCCGUUUUGCCUGCUGGAGCAGCAGCGCCACGUGAAGGAGCAGUAUGCUCCAUCAACGUCCUACGUUCUGGCAUGGAUGAACCAGUACACGCAAGGCAUUUGGCCUUUGCUUGCUGUGUGUGUACCCUUCGCCUUCAUCGUCGAAGAGGAGGCUGAGCGCUUGGAUGCAUCCAGUUGGGAGUUCUACACGCUCCAGGUGGUUGUGAUGCUCUGGGCCAUUGUGAUGAUUGCGCGAGCUCGACAUCGACGUGAGUUUGUUCAGUCCUAUGAGGCUGGAGAGAGCAAGACUUGGGUCGCCGACCUUAACAAGGUCGCAAUAACGAAGAGGCAGAUGUUGCGAAGGAUCAUGUCACAAACAGGUGCAGGAAGCGAAUUUGCUUCCAUGGUCAACCUGACUCAGAAUCCGGAUUUCAAGAAGACGGCCUAUCACAAGCCGUGGCUGAUUUGGUGUGUCUUCCUCACAGUUCUGGGAAGCCUUCUUUGCCUCGUUCUUGCCGGACUCUUCCUCCUGGUCACCAUGGAGCUAAAGUUCUCAUUGAUCUAUGAAUGGGGCGACUGCUACAAGCUCGGAUGCCACGAUCCAUCAAACAAGCAUGGCUUCGCCGGCGUGCUGUCUAUGAUUGGCUGCGACAUUCUGCUGGCACUGACGCUUAACGUGGCGACUGGCGAGCUUUGCAAAGCCUUCGCGUAUCGAAUUGCAAAGACUUGGAACUUCCGCAGCAUGAUCCUGCGACAGUUUGUAGAGCACUUCACAGCCAUGUUCAUUGACAUUAUUGCCACCAUCGGGAUGUUUUCCUACUUGGCCUUCUCCUUUCUCCCUGAGUGGGAGCAAACAGUACCCAGAGAAUGGGAUGAUUCCAGCGGCUGCGACAUCUUUUGGGAUUAUCAGGCCUGUCGGGUCGUUCGAUCGUGUGCGCCUGACGACCUGACCUGUUGCACCGGGACGCUCUUUUGUGCGAGGUCCAAGCUCAACUUUCAGCAGCGACGAGAAGUAUUCUAUGCAUGGCUGGGCGGACUCUUUGUGGUGGCUCCCUUCGUCGAGAUCCUGAUGCUGUUUAUUGUACCACUGGUCGCUUAUGUGAUACAUGUGCAAGUAGAGAUUAUUCGUCAGUCGGAUGAUGAUGAAGAUCCUCCCUCUCGCGGUUGCAGCUUGUGCUCGUGUUGCUGUGGCUUCCUUCGAGGACUCGGACGGCUUGUUGCCUUCAUUUUCUUGUUGGACGGAGCUGUCCUUGGCCUCCCUUACAUUUGGAAGGGUUUUCCAUUCAAAGACCCAGUGAUCGUGGAGGAAGACGACAAAUCAAAGGCUUUCGGCCCCUACUGCACAGACUGCAAGAGGGAUAUGCACUGGACCGACAGGGACCAAGAAGCAGGCUGGAAAUGCCGACACCACGAUGUAUGUCAAUGCAGCAGUGAGAACCGCGGCGCUCACAGAUGGCACUGCCCAACAUGCCAUGCUGAUAUCUGUGGAGAUUGCCACCCGCAGGGGGCCGCAGUUAUUGGUGGCCUCUUCGGGCCUCUGGACCAGCGGCUGCUGCGGCCAAUGGAUCCUCUAGAU
Symbiodinium pilosum is the source of this 1713-nucleotide messenger RNA. The record is from the annotation of a GenBank genome assembly. NCBI's taxonomy places the organism in Eukaryota, Dinophyceae, Suessiales, Symbiodiniaceae.